Messenger RNA from Vicugna pacos (alpaca), 4083 nucleotides. The record is from RefSeq and is a predicted model, not a curated record. NCBI's taxonomy places the organism in Eukaryota, Metazoa, Chordata, Mammalia, Artiodactyla, Camelidae.
GUGGCCAGGAGCUGGGGUGCAGGCUGAGGGGGCGGCUCCCCGGCUGUCUGAGCCCCUGGCAGUUCCUACGCCUGCUGAGUGCCACUGUGAGCCCUGUCUUCAGAACCUGAGUCAGGCUGCUCACAGGUAGGAGGGAGACCCCAGCGAGAAGAGGGGGGCUGGAUCUCAGUGGAACUGUCAAGGGACACGUGCUUCAGACACUCACAUUGGCCAGUUGUUGCUACCAAAGCAUCAGGCAAGAUGGACAAGCCACUGAUCAGCCGCCACCUGAUGGACAGUGAUGGCAGCCUUGCUGAGGCCCCCAUUGAGGUUCCCAAAGUGGGAAUCCUGGGCAGCGGGGAUUUUGCCCGCUCCCUGGCCACACGCCUGGUAGACUCCGGCUUCAGUGUGGUAGUAGGGAGCCGCAACCCCAAACGUACAGCCGGGCUCUUCCCCUCAGCAGCACGAGUGACUUUCCAGAAGGAGGCAGUGGGCUCCCCAGAGGUCAUCUUUGUGGCUAUGUUCCGGGAACACUACUCCACACUGUGUGGCCUCAGUGACCAGCUGACUGGCAAGAUCCUGGUGGACGUGAGCAACCCCACAGAGCAGGAGCACCUGCGAAACCACGAGUCCAAUGCUGAGUACCUGGCCUCCCUCUUCCCCACCUGCGCGGUGGUCAAGGCCUUCAAUGUCAUCUCUGCCUGGACCCUGCAGGCUGGCCCAAGGGAUGGGAAUAGGCAGGUGCCCAUCUGCGGUGACCAGCUGGAAGCCAAGCGCACUGUCUUGGAGAUGGUACGCGCCAUGGGCUUCGCCCCCGUGGACAUGGGGUCCCUGGCCUCGGCCCGGGAGCUGGAGGCCAUGCCCCUGCGCCUCCUCCCUGGCUGGAAGGUGCCCGCCUUCCUGGCCCUGGGGCUCUUCGUCUUCUUCUACAUCUACAACUUCGUCCGGGAUGUUCUGCAGCCCUACGUGCAGCAGGGCAAGAACAGGUUCUACAAGCUCCCCGUGUCCGUGGUCAACAUGACGCUGCCGUGCGUGGCCUACGUGCUGCUGUCGCUGGUGUACCUGCCCGGCGUGCUGGCGGCCGCCCUGCAGCUGCGCCGCGGCACCAAGUACCGCCGCUUCCCCGACUGGCUGGACCACUGGCUGCAGCACCGCAAGCAGAUCGGCCUGCUCAGCUUCUUCUGCGCCGCCCUGCACGCGCUCUACAGCUUCUGCCUGCCGCUGCGCCGCUCCCACCGCUACGACCUGGUCAACCUCGCCGUGGAGCAGGUCUUGGCCAAUAAGAGUCACCUCUGGAAAGAGGAGGAAGUCUGGCGAAUGGAGAUCUACCUGUCCCUGGGAGUGCUGGCCCUCGGCACGCUGUCCCUGCUGGCUGUCACCUCACUACCUUCUGUUGCAAACUCACUCAACUGGCGAGAGUUCAGCUUUGUUCAGUCCACUCUGGGCUUUGUGGGCCUGGUGCUAAGCACCCUGCACACGCUCACUUACGGCUGGACCCGCGCCUUCGAGGAGAGCCGCUACAAGUUCUACCUGCCCCCCACCUUCACGCUCACGCUGCUGGUGCCCUGUGUCGUCAUCCUGGCCAAAGGCCUGUUCCUCCUGCCCUGCUUCAGCCGCAGACUCACCAAGAUCCGGAGGGGCUGGGAGAAGGAUGGCGCCAUCAAUUUCACGCGGCCCGUGGACCACGCCCUGGCCCAGAAGACGAGCCACGUGUGAGGUGCCUGCACCCAGCUCCGGAAACCAGACAGAGGCAGGAGGGUGCCUGGAGCCUGUCAGGACACCUCAUCGUGAUCACGCAGGACAGCGGGAUUACACACCGAUUGGUGGUUUCAGGUCUGACUUCCUGGGACGUAUGCGGUAAUCUUUAGAAUGAGGCACUCGUGUGUGUGAUGUACAUGUCCAUAUCGAUUUCAUAUAUAUAACAGGAUUUGCAAUUAUACUUCCUUAGCUAAACAGUUGAGUCCCUGAGACUUCAACUUGUAGAUUGAAAGGCAAGUGCCAGAUGUUAGGAGAACGGCAGCUCCCACUGUUGUGACCUUGGCAGAGAUGCACAGGCUUGUUUGCACAGAAAAGGCAGCGAGAGGCUUGUACAUUGGUGGAUUUGAUCCAUUUGUGCCCCCGCCUCCACCCCCUUUUUGCUGCUUUCCCAAGGCUUUUGCAGAGCUGGGGCUCUGAGGUGACAGGGCAGGCAGGUGCUCUGCCCGGAGCCCAGUGCCCAGAGGCACAGUCCCCAGUGAGCAGGGGCUGUAGCCGGAGGCCGGCAGGGAUUGGGGGCAGUGGGGGUGAGCCUGUGUCUGUGCCCGGAGAGCCCCAUGAAGGUCCACCCUUUGCCAGGGGAGGGGUUGGAGCUGAGGCUGCUCCCACUAAUCCUCCCUGUGCUGGGGAGAUUUUUUUUCCUGAAAGAAGUCACCAUGGCAGCUGCGAAUUGAUCGUCCUGUGGGAGUGUGAAGUCACCUCCUUGCCGAAGCCACUAAUGAACCCUGUCUUGAGAACAAGUGUAAUUUCUUCCCCUACUUUAAGUUGGUGAUGACCGUUCUUUAAACCACUGUGCCUUCUCACCUUUUAAAUCAUUAGUUUGAAUAUCUCCCAGGAAGGCCGGGAGCAGACCCUUUAAAAGUCGGUUCAAGGGGGAGGGGAAAGCAAGGCAGAGAGCCCUCAGCAUGACAGCCCGUCUCUCUCGGGACCUGCCCGGGGGGCUGGGGGACCGAUUAUCUUCAUGGUACUGGUCCUGUAGGAGGACACUAGGGACCUCUUUUGAUGUCUUCUGCUGCCACCAGGCAGAGAACCUGCCUUCUGAGCACCCUGAAAAUCACACUGGCUCCAAGUUCCUACUAAUGAAUCGUUGUUUCAGAAUAGCUGGGAGGGUCUUUUCCACCAAAGCUGGCAACUGGAAACACUGCUGCUCCAAAGGACCAAGAGGCCACAGGACUUGUGUCCUUGAAUCACAGGCCACCUCUCACUGAUUCAUACUGAAACUGUUUUUAUUUCCCCUGUGGAGAGACGGCGAUUCUUAGCUGAGCCUCUAAACCCCUGGCAGAACCAGGAUGAUGUGUUUGAACACAUAGCGGGGUGCGAUCUUGACAGAAGACAUCAGUGAGACGCACCCCGAGGGGCAGUGUUGGUCACGCUUAUAUUCUUAGGUUGCCUGGGCCAGAGGGCAUCUUAGGGUGGAAUAAAGAGUCAGCCAGCAAAAGCUGAGCCAGUAGUGCUGCGGAAGAGGCUGCCCCUGCCUCCCCACGGAGGCUGCAUGAGCUCAUGUCUGAGGAGCGCAUUAGGGUCCUUUAGCAAAAAGGAAAAAAAAAAAAAAGCCAAGAGUAAGCACAUCUCAUUAGGCCCGAGAUGGAUGUAGGGAAGGCAUUACAGGCAAGGCUGCCGGCUUCCUGCAGAUGUUUUCCAUCUGCGGCUCCAAGACUGAGUGGCAGGAGCUUCUCUCCCAGGUGGGCCCUGGUGGAGCAGCAGCCGUGGCCCCCAGAGAGGCUCGCUGGAGAGGAGGCAGCAUCAAGAGAGAUGGCAGCAUUUGCUUGACAAAACGAGGGCCCAUCCAUUCCCUGCUGAUAGGAAGCACGGAGAACGUGGGCAGCGGGGACCCACCAAGGAUCGUCAACCCGGGUCGGUACCAGCUGCCUUUCUUCUCUGGCCCUCCCCAGGCCCAGGAAGCUCCUUUAUGCCAAAGAUGCUGACCCCGAGCAAAGUCCAGUGUGCUCCCUCCCCUUCUCCACCCACCUCCUGCUGCAGGUGCCCCUCAGGAGGGAACAGGUACCAGCAGAGGACUUAGCCAGCCACUGACUGGACCAUCAGCUCCUGAAAGGCAGGGAGGGCUAUGUGUUUGGCCUUGACCUGGUGUCUGCAGCUGCUUUUCCCUACCUCAUCCGGCAGCCGGCAACAGCACCCCCAUGAGAGCAAGUCACUCCCUUACAGCCUGGGGAAUCCCAUGUGCCUCUGGGUACAAAAGUGCCUCAACCAAAGUGCUCUGGAAACCCUAAAUGCCGUGGACGGAGGUUGAAUGUUUAAAAUCUAUGCCAUUAAAACAGUCUGUGCAUUUUGUUUUUACCUUGUAGAGCUUGACUAAGCAGCAACGAAAAUAAACAGAUAACCUUCCGCGAA